UUACGUGAUAAAUAUUCAUUUGACAAGACGUACGUUUGCUUAAACAGAACAUCGUUUGUAUAAGUUAUGCGACGUGUUAUGAACUGCUAAUUGUUGUUAUUAUAUAAUAACACAUUCCGAGGGCAAAACGAGACAUUUUAGCCGUCAUGAAACGACUUAUGUUGAGUGACGUAAUGUUAACGGCUGCGCACUUUCACUUUCAGUUUUACCUCACGACAACGCGCCCAGACUCACGUUGCGUUCAUAUCCACUUGCAGAUGCUCAACCACGGCAGAUGAAUCAGACAGACUGACCUCUGACCAGCUAACAUCGCAAAGAUGAUAAAGUGUCUGUAUUUCACCUCCCUUACAUUUGUCAUAUUAUUAUCUGGUCUUUUGGUCGUCAACCAUGGAAAAACCAUGUCGCCUUUCCCCUGGAAUAAGAUGAGGUUGCCAGACACUGCGAAACCCCACCAUUAUGACCUGCUGAUCCAUCCCAACCUCACCUCCCUGACCUUCACUGGAGCUGUUGAGAUCCUCCUGGAGGUUGAGCGCGACACCCGAGCUCUCAUUCUCCACAGCAAGAGGCUUCACGUCUCCAGAGCGUUGCUCUUGGCCUCCAGACGUCCUCUGGAUCUUCAAGUCAGUGAGUUUGAACCCCAUGAACAGAUAGCUCUCUUCUCUGAUGGUCUGACGUUUGCGCGGGGAAGCCAUGUUGUGCGGCUGGAGUUCUCGGCCAACUUGUCCGACAGUUUUCAUGGGUUUUAUAAAGGCACGUACACCACAAGCAGUGGAGAGGUCAGGAUGAUGGCGUCUACUCAGUUUGAAGCCACCCACGCCCGAGCCGCCUUCCCUUGUUUUGAUGAACCUGAAUUCAAAGCCAACUUUACAAUCCGCAUUCAAAGAGAGUCAAGACACAUUUCCAUAUCCAACAUGCCCAAGUCGAAAACUGUAAAACUAAGUAACGGACUACUAGAGGAUCAAUUUGACACGACUGUGAAGAUGAGCACCUAUCUGGUGGCCUUCAUCAUCUGCGACUUCCAUUCCAUCAGUAAAAAAAGCCAGCAUGGAGUCGAGAUAUCAGUGUAUACUGUUCCUGAGAAGAUCAGUCAAGCAGAAUAUGCUCUCAACACCGCCGUCACACUGCUAGACUUUUAUGAUGAUUAUUUUGACAUCCCCUAUCCACUUCCCAAACACGAUCUCGCAGCAAUCCCAGACUUCCAGUCUGGUGCGAUGGAAAACUGGGGCCUGUCGACGUACAGGGAAAGUGGGCUUCUCUUUGACCCUAAGAAAUCUUCGUCCUCUGACAAACAGGGCAUCACUAAAGUUAUCGCCCAUGAACUGGCCCACCAGUGGUUUGGGAAUCUGGUCACGAUGCAGUGGUGGAAUGAUCUGUGGUUGAACGAAGGUUUCGCAAAGUUCAUGGAGUUUGUGUCGGUCAACAUCACCCACCCUGAGCUGCAAGUGAGUGAUUAUUUCAUGGGGAAGUGUUUCAAUGCCAUGUCCGUCGACUCUUUAAGCUCCUCCCAUCCUAUAUCAACCCAGGUGGAGAAUCCUGCUGAAAUCAGUGAGAUGUUUGAUGACGUCUCGUACCAGAAGGGAGCAUGUAUUUUAAACAUGCUGAGGGAUUUCUUGAGCCCGGAAGCUUUUAAGUAUGGCAUUAUACUAUACCUGAAGAAACACAGCUACCGUAACACUGUCAACUCCGACCUUUGGGAAAGUCUAACGAAUAUCUGCACUUCUGGAUCAGAUUCUGGAAGACUGAAACUCGAUGGAUUCUGUUCCAAAAACCCUUCUGAAACUCCAGCAUCUAAAUGGUUUAUGGAAGACGGUGUGGACGUGCAAGCUAUUAUGGACACCUGGACGCUGCAGGAGGGCUUUCCUUUGAUUACUGUGGAGGUCAAAGGUCGAGAGGUCACGCUCAAACAGGAGCGUUUCCUUAAGGGAGCAGAAUCUUCAAAGAGUUCACAGGGCCGAGUCCUCUGGCAGGUUCCUUUGACGUACAUCACCAGCCACAGUCGCACAGUCCAACGGUUCCUGCUGAAAAGUGAACGAGAUGUGUUAUACCUGCCGGAGGAGGUUGAAUGGGUUAAAUUUAACGUGGACCUUCGGGGGUUUUACAUUGUGCAUUAUGAGUCGGGCGGGUGGGAUGCAUUGAUCAAACAACUUCAGCGGGACCACACCGUGUUCAGCAGCAAUGACAGAGCCAGUCUCAUUCACGACAUCUUUCAACUGGUCAGCAUUGAGAAGGUUCUUCUGGAUAAAGCUCUGAAUCUCAGCGUGUAUCUCAGUAGAGAGUCUGAGAUCAUGCCGGUAACGCAGGGCUUCGGCGAGCUGGUGCCGCUUUACAAACUCAUGGAGAAGAGAGACAUGGAGGAACUCGAGAACCAAAUGAAGGGUCAUUUAGUGAAGUUAUUCCAGAGAUUGAUAGACAGUCAGAGCUGGUCAGAUGAGGGUUCUGUGUCGGAGCGUGUACUCAGGAACUAUCUGCUGUUGUUCGCCUGCAUACGCCGUUACCCGUCAUGCGUCAGCACUGCCACAGAUCUCUUCCAGAAGUGGAAAGAAUCUGAUGGCAAAAUGUGGCUGCCUGCUGACGUCAGUUUGGUGGUGUUCACCGAAGGAGCACGUACAGAUGAAGGAUGGGACUUCCUGUUGGAGAAAUACGUGAAGUCUGUCUCGCCUUCAGAGAAGAGUCUGAUCAAAGCGGCUCUGUCCUACAGUCCUCUAGCACAUAAACUUGAGUGGCUGCUGGAAAAGAGUAUAGACGGACAGAUACUGAAAACUCAAGAUCUUCCGUCACUGCUUAUCAGCGUCAGUAAAAACCGAAAAGGUUACAAACUAGCCUGGAGGUUUCUGAAGGCCAACUGGGGUAAACUGGUGAAAAAGUUUGAUCUCGGUUCAUCUGCGAUAUCUCGCAUGGUUGUGGGAGUGACGGAUCAGUACUCCACCAGAGAAAUGCUUAAAGAGGUUGAGUUUUUCUUCGGAUCACUGACACAGGAACAGGGAUCUGGACUCCGCAGUAUUCAGCAGGCCCUGGAGAAGAUCCAGCAGAACAUUCGCUGGAUGGACAAGAACGUCCUACCACUGAAAGAUUGGCUCGAUACACAGAGUUCAUGAGGCUCAUGACUCCUGAGAAAUUCUGAACAUUUGUUUAGACUUGAACGUGUCUAUUUAAUCUAGAAGUGUAUUUGGACAAAGUGUUCUUGACAGCUUAAAGCAAAUUUGUUUUUUAAUCUAAAUUAAAGUUUUGAGUUCAAUGAAUUCAAACAAAUACAAAUUGACUGAAUCUUUCUAAA
Messenger RNA from Triplophysa dalaica, 3274 nucleotides. RefSeq names its product endoplasmic reticulum aminopeptidase 1a (gene erap1a). Gene Ontology annotation, biological process: proteolysis; peptide catabolic process. Gene Ontology annotation, molecular function: zinc ion binding; peptide binding; metalloaminopeptidase activity. The record is from RefSeq and is a predicted model, not a curated record. The transcript has 19 exons. Lineage: Eukaryota; Metazoa; Chordata; Actinopteri; Cypriniformes; Nemacheilidae. Gene Ontology annotation, cellular component: cytoplasm. Bases 318 to 3095 code for a protein of 925 amino acids.